CAAACUCGACCAGAUCUUCCCGAGGUGACGAUGUGCAGCUCAUCGCAUCACAGCUGCUCCAGAGCUUGAAAAAUAAAAUGAAGUUGCUGGUCAUCGGCUCAGUGGUGUCGUGUUUGGUGGCCGCUUAUCUGGCGUCGCCUUCAACUCAAAGUGAUCGAUCCACCUCUAGGAAUUCCAGCAGGAUCGCUCGUUAUUAUCAUCACCACUACGCGGAUUAUUAUUACCACCCUCGUUAUCAGCAUCCACCGAUCCGGCAGCGUCAUUACUACCCAGAAUCCUUCCACCACCGACAAGUGCCUUCUCGCCGCCAUUCGACGCCAUCUGCCGGCCAACCGAUCGUGAAAAAUAAGAAGAAAACGAUCGACGAUCAAUGGUCCAAGAUUCUAUGGUCCAUGGCCAAAUCGCGAUUGGUGCCACUGAGGAGGAGUGAUGUGGACAGUCAGAAUUUCGAUUAUUCGUCAUUGGUGAGUCCCAGCAGUUCCUUCCGUUCGGUGGCUGGCGCCGGGAUGAGUGAAGCCAGACGGCCGGCGAGCAGCAGCGACUCAUCCGGCGGAAGUAGCGGGACUCAGAAGAGGAAACCGACCAACAGGAAACCGGCCGCCAGCGUCCAAGACGAAAAUGAUGAGGAGUCGAAUAAGAAGAAACCCGGAAGCGGAGGAUUGCCGUGGUUUUUGAAUCUGGUCGGACCUCCAGGGCCUCCUGGAAAGGACGGAAGAGACGGAUUGGUGGGAUCGAUGGGGCCAGCUGGAUUGCAAGGACCGCAGGGCAUUCAGGGAGUUCACGGAAGUCCUGGUAUGCAGGGCGUUCAAGGUCCGCCUGGUGUACAAGGCCCCCAAGGUCCGCCCGGAGUGCCCGGAAUUCAAGGGAGGGACGGAGCGGAUGGAAAGGACGGCCGUGACGGAAUCGAAGGAAAGGAUGGAAAAGAUGGCCAGGAUGGAGCUCCUGGACCUCCAGGAUUGGCUGGAACAAACGGAAAAGAUGGCAAGGACGGCCGUGAUGGGCAAGAUGGAGCUCCCGGACCUCUAGGGCCUCAAGGUGAAAAUGGCAAAAACGGGCAGGAUGGAAAACAUGGACAAAACGGCAAAGACGGACAAGAUGGAGCUCCAGGACCACCAGGAGCACCUGGAAAAGAUGGCAAGGAUGGCACAGACGGAACGGCUGGACAAUUCGGACAGGAUGGAACGAGCGGACAAGAAGGACAAGACGGACAAACGGGAGCACAAGGUGCAGUUGGUCCGGCAGGGACACCCGGAAAAGACGGCCAGGAUGGUCAAGGUGGAAAUCCGGGUCUCCAUGGGCUUCACGGAACGGAUGGUGAAGCUGGAGAUCCAGGAACUCCCGGACUUCCAGGCGAGGGUGGCGAACCCGGAAUUCAUGGAGCUGUCGGUCCGGAAGGAACACCUGGAACUGAUGGCACGCCGGGAACGGGUGGAACUCCGGGAAGCCCAGGAUCGCCAGGAUCACCUGGUUCUUCAGGAACUCCCGGUAUUCCUGGAGAACCUGGAGAACCUGGACAAGGAGGUGUUCCUGGAGUGCCUGGAAUUCCAGGAAUUCCUGCAGGUCGAUAGUAUAUUUCUAGAUGACAUCAUUUCAUUUGCAUCACAGUUCGGUUAAAAAACAGACGAAUACAACGAAAAAGUUUUUUUUUUAGA
This is a messenger RNA of Daphnia pulicaria, 1652 nucleotides long. Its product is annotated as collagen alpha-1(I) chain-like. The coding region runs from base 78 to 1568 and encodes 496 amino acids. The record is from RefSeq and is a predicted model, not a curated record. The transcript has 7 exons. Lineage: Eukaryota; Metazoa; Arthropoda; Branchiopoda; Diplostraca; Daphniidae.